This is a messenger RNA of Kockovaella imperatae, 1304 nucleotides long. Its product is annotated as putative fructose-bisphosphatase. The transcript is spliced from 9 exons. Gene Ontology annotation, molecular function: fructose 1,6-bisphosphate 1-phosphatase activity. The coding region runs from base 233 to 1273 and encodes 346 amino acids. Gene Ontology annotation, biological process: sucrose biosynthetic process; fructose metabolic process; gluconeogenesis. Gene Ontology annotation, cellular component: cytoplasm; cytosol. The record is from RefSeq and is a predicted model, not a curated record. Lineage: Eukaryota; Fungi; Basidiomycota; Tremellomycetes; Tremellales; Cuniculitremaceae.
UCCGUCUGAAGAGCACAGAGCACGUACAGGAAGCAAAGACUUUGUUACCUCGAUUCAUUUUGUAGACAUUCCAAAACAGUCUCUACUUUGAACGACCUUGACCCGCCGGCUCGGAGCAUUUGUCUUUACCGAGAUACGCACGAAUACCUCGCAAACGAUUCAAACACCUACCAAGAAAGCUCGAUCGGAAUCAUCGCCUGUUCAAAACAAACCCAGUGCCUUACCUCACACUAUGGCGACCGAACAAGAAGCUCCUUCCACCGACCUCAUCACUCUCACCCGUCACAUUCUCGCCCAACAACAAGCUUUGGGCGAGAAGGCCUCGGGGGAGUUGACCCUGCUCCUGAUUGGUAUCCAGGUCACCUCGAAAUACAUUGCCUCCCAGGUCCGAAAGGCCAGGUUGAUCAACUUGGUCGGUCUGGCCGGAGACUCCAAUGCCAGUGGAGAGGAGCAGAAAAAAUUGGAUGUCUUGUCCAAUGAUAUCAUGGUGAACGCUCUGAGGGCAUCAGGGCAGUGCAGCGUCAUGGUGUCUGAGGAAGUGGAAGAUGCCAUCGUUGUUACUGGCAGAAGCAAAGGCACAUACUGUGUCGUUUUUGAUCCUCUUGAUGGAUCGAGCAAUAUCGAUGCUGGUGUCAAUGUAGGAACGAUCUUUGGUAUUUACAAAGUGGCGCCGGGGUCAAAAGGCAGCGUCGAAGACGUGCUUCGCCCAGGAAAGGAAAUGGUCGCUGCGGGAUACACCAUGUACGGUUCAUCCUGCAACUUGGUCUUGACAACUGGUCAAGGCGUCGACGGAUUCACGCUGGAUGAGUCACUCGGAGAGUUCAUCUUGACCCAUCCCAACAUCAAGAUCCCUUCCCGAGGCAAGAUUUACUCGUUCAACGAAGGCAACAGCUUGUUCUUCCACGAGCCGACCCUCAAAUACCUCGAGUCGAUCAAGUACCCCAAAAACAAUAAGCCUUAUUCCGCUAGAUACAUUGGCUCCAUGGUUGCAGACGUUCACAGGACGUUGCUGUACGGUGGGAUCUUUGGAUAUCCAGGGGACAAGAAGAACAAGGAUGGCAAGCUGAGAAUGCUCUACGAAUCGUUCCCAAUGGCGUUCUUGACGGAACAGGCAGGAGGUGUUGCCACCACAGGUUCCCGCCGAAUCCUCGACGUCUCUCCAACGCACAUCCACGGUCGAUGUCCCGUCUUUCUUGGCAGUAAGGAGGAUGUCGAGGAUCUGCAAAAGUUUUACAACGCAUGGGAAGGCGAGAACGGUGAAAAGGUCUGGUGAUAUGUACUCUAGAGGGGGACCGGUUUGUCAC